CCCUUCGCAGUCUCCGCACCGCCAAGAUCUCUCCCUCUUUGAUGGCCCUUUCCCCUCCUUCGCCUCCCCCCCUUUUUUUGGCUCGUCCGUUCCCCUACCAGCCUGCCGAGCGCGCAGCGAUCGAUCUCAACCCUCCUCCCCACCGAAGGCCCGCCGGAACCGCAGGCUCAGGAGACUCCCCCCCACCAACCUCGCCCCAUCGCCCAAAUUCCCUUCUAAUUCAAACCAUGACCGCUGCCACCUCCUCCAAUACCAGCGCCACCAGCACCUCCCAUCCCCACCCCCACCGCCCCUCCUCCGCCGCCGCCUCCGCCACCCAGGCCUGCGCCGCCUGCAAGUACCAGCGUCGCAAGUGCAAUCGAGACUGCACCCUCGCCCCCUACUUCCCCGCCGACCAGCAACGCCAAUUCCUCAACGCCCACCGCCUUUUCGGCGUCAGCAACAUCCUCAAGAGCAUCCGCCACCUCGACCCCGUCCAGCGUGCCGAAGCCAUGCGCUCCAUCAUCUUCCAGUCCAACGCCCGCGCCCACGACCCUGUCGGCGGGUGCUACCGCAUCAUCCUCGAGCUCGAGCGCCAGCUCCAGCGCGACUCCGCCGAGCUCGCCCUCGUCCUCCGCCAGCUCGCCAUCUGCCGCUCCCAGGCUCGACCAGGUCCAUCCCCUGCCACCACCGCCGUUGCCUCCGACCUCGGCGUCGUCUAUCCCAAUCUCAUUCUAAAUGCAGACGACACUGUCGGUGUUGUUCUUCCGAUGCAUCAGCGGCAACCCCAGCAGCAGUUCUGCGAUUAUUUCUAUUAUGACGACCCCCACGACGACCAUCAUAACAAUAAUGGCAAGAAUCAUCAUCGUAAUUAUAAUAACAGAGGGGUCGUCCACAUGGAGGUCCCAACAACGUCGAUGCCGUGCGAGGUUGAGGAGGAGGAGGAGGACGUGAAGUCGCUCGUCGACAUGUUCGAGAUCAGGCAGGCAUUGAUAGGGGAUGACGAGGAGGAAUCCGCCAAGAAUUUCGCUGCUGCUGCUGCUGUUGCUGAACCAUUUCAGUGCAGUGGUAAGAUAGAGUCGAAAGAAGAAUUAAACCCUAUUGAGGAUGUUUCAGAACAUGAUUUGAAAGGCGCUGCCUCCUUGUUUACUCUCACGAAUUGUACAAGCUCUUCUUCCAUUGAAGAGGACUCGGUGGUGCUGCAGCCAAGGGAAGAUCAAAGAAAUCCAAAGGAUCUAUAUGCCACUGAGAUCUCUGCUGUUUGAGUGGGGCCACCAACCAAGCCUUUGGGAGUGGGGAACCAAAAGAGCUCUUCCUUCUGAAUUUUAAACUCUCAUUCUAGGUGGGGAGAUGCUGUUUUACCUGCAAACCUUCAGUGACAUGCUGGCUUCUAUGGUCACUUGAGGAAACCUUCAUUGCUUGUCUCUGAACCAGUAGUUUGAAUCAAGCUCCAGCUCUGUGACCAGCCAAACAAACAGGAAGAGUCCAUUGAUAGGUAUUGGAUAGCGCCUUAGCUUCAGCCAUCCAAUCCUCUACCUUUUCAUAUAGUGGUGGUCCCAACAUGUGGUUUCAAUUGUGCGUGAGAGUUACCCAGGUACUAGUCCAAUGCGAUGGUGACUCCACAACCUCUUCACAAAAUGUUGGGUGAGAGAGAGAGAGAGAGAGUAUUGCAGAAGGAAGGAUCUUGUAUAGUGUCCUGCAGCGAGACUGUUAGAGCCUACAGUAUGUAGAACAGCCACAGUCUCCAACUAUUAACAUAAUCUCUACUGACCAUCAGGAGUUUGAUCAAAGAUUGAUCUGGUUAUUAGUCCAUGAAAUGAUAAAGAAUGUAAAACAGUCCUGAGUUAUUCAUGAUACUAUUGGAUAGCUAUGUAUGCUUUUAUUACUACUAUAAUUUCUUCGAUAUUCAUCC
Messenger RNA from Phoenix dactylifera (date palm), 1891 nucleotides. RefSeq lists its product as uncharacterized. Lineage: Eukaryota; Viridiplantae; Streptophyta; Magnoliopsida; Arecales; Arecaceae. The record is from RefSeq and is a predicted model, not a curated record.